Messenger RNA from Aspergillus fijiensis CBS 313.89, 2067 nucleotides. RefSeq lists its product as uncharacterized. Bases 1 to 2067 code for a protein of 688 amino acids. The transcript is spliced from 8 exons. NCBI's taxonomy places the organism in Eukaryota, Fungi, Ascomycota, Eurotiomycetes, Eurotiales, Aspergillaceae. Gene Ontology annotation, molecular function: cation binding. The record is from RefSeq and is a predicted model, not a curated record.
AUGGCAGAUAGCAUGGACUUCCCCAAAUCCCUGACCCUUGAAGACGCAGGCGGCAGCAGUUCCCAAGGCUCCCGCCCCACCCAACAAGACCAAUACACAAUCCUCCGCCCCGACGCCUUCGAAAGUAAGAACGACCAGCUCGCGCUCUUCGCGGUCUACGAUGGCCACGGCUCAAGCAAAGUUGCCAAACACGCCCGCGACAACCUCCCCGUCUUCCUGCGACACAGUCCCGACCUCCCGACGGCCGAGUACGAGAAGGCGAUCGUCGAGGCCAUCCGGCGCGAGGAGGAGCAGCUGCUGCAUGAGUUCUGGGAGGGGGAGGAUAAGCAUGCGCUGGCGGGGACGACGAUGGCGCUCGCGAUCGUGAACCUCACGCGGGGCGUGUUGGUCGUCGGGAAUGUGGGGGAUUCGGAUGUGUUGCUGGGGGAGGAGGGGGGUGCUGCUGGGUGUGGGACGGGGAUGGAGGUGACGAGAUUAUCGACGACGCAUAAGCCCGAGAGCGACGGGGAGAAGCAUCGGGUUGAGUUGGCGGGCGGGACGGUCAAUACGGAGAGUGGGACGGCGCGAGUGGGAGCGCUGAACAUGUCCCGUGCCCUGGGCGACCUGCGCUACAAAACCCCCCUCAACAACAUGACCCAGCGUGCCAAGAGCGGCAGCGGCAGCGGCAGCUCCGAAGGAGGGACCCCCUCCGCCGCCCACGACACCCCCCCGCAGCGCGGCGACUUCAUCUCCAGCGAGCCCGCCCUCAACCGCGUCGACCUCCGCGACGAUCGUCGCUAUGUGCUGGCCCUGCUGUCCGAUGGCGUGACCAAUGUGCUGGAUGACGCGACCAUCCUCAACCGCAUCGUCGAGCUGCGGCAGUCCGGGUUCGACGCGACGCGGGCGGCGCAGAAUAUCACCGAGGGGACGACGGCGCUGCCGGGCAGUGAUAACGCGACCUGCGUGACGGUUUUUCUGGAAGGGCCGAAGCCCGGAUGGAAACUCCCCGUCAAGAAUUACUCAAUUGCACCUACCAUGUUCGAGAAUAUCGUCACCCCCCAGCUGAAGAGCCGGCCGCAGCGCCCUGCCCCCACCUUCGGCCCCUUGGCCACAAGCAACAUUAUCGACAUCCGGACGGACAAAAGCGAGAGCCAGCUCCGAAAGUCGCUGCAGGACUCCGUGCAUGCCGCGUGCCAUGGACAGGCCGCCAUGCCCGACUUGCUCCUCUGGGACGAACAGGGGCUGCGCCUGUUCGAGGAGGUGACCUUCUCCCCGGCCUAUUAUUUGACCAACGAGGAGAUCGGGCUGUUGGAGAAGCACCAAUACCAGAUCGCGGAGCAUAUCCCCUCUGGAAGCAUGCUGGUUGAACUGGGCAGCGGCAACCUCCGCAAGGUGAAGAUCCUCCUCGAGGCGCUCGACGCGCUAGGCCGCGAGGUCGACUACUUCGCCCUGGACGUCUCCUUCGCCGAGCUGCAGCGCACGCUGAGCAUGGUCCCGCCGGGCAUCUUCCGGUACGUGCGCUGUUUCGGGCUGCUGGGGACCUACGACGACGGCCGCGAGUGGCUGCAGCGGUCGGACCUCCGCGCCCGGCCGAAGACCAUCCUGUCUCUGGGCUCGACGCUGGGCAGCUUCCCCCGGGCGGACGCCGCCGGGUUCCUGGCCAGCUUCGUGCACGCGCAUGCCGGCACGGGAAGCAGCCCGUCCUUUUUAGUUGGGUUGGAUGGAUGUAAAGAGCCGGCACGGGUGCUGGCGGCAUACAAUGAUCCCGAGGGGGUGAAUCGCCGGUUCAUCACGCAUGGGCUGGAGCGGGCGAAUGAGAUUCUCGAGCACGAGGCAUUUGCGCUCGAUCGCUGGGAUGUGGAGGGGCAGUGGAACGUGGAGAACGGCAGCCACGAUCAGUUCUAUGUUUCCACUGGGGAGGUGGAUCUGGCCGGCAAGAGAGUCUCAGCGGGGACGCGCAUCCGAGCGGUGCGGAGCCACAAGUACGAUGGCGAUGAUCGGAUGGCGCUCCUUGGGAGGGCCGGGUUGGAGGAGGUCGAUGCGUGGGCAUCGGGGAGUCGGUAUCAUCUGCUGUUUUUGAGCAGCUGA